Molecule: messenger RNA, 322 nt
Organism: Dibothriocephalus latus
Lineage: Eukaryota; Metazoa; Platyhelminthes; Cestoda; Diphyllobothriidea; Diphyllobothriidae
Source: the annotation of a GenBank genome assembly
AUAGCGGAUUUUUCUGAUCUCGACCGCUUACUCUCCUACCCACCAUCACCGGCCCACUUCAACCCUUAUUAUGCCUACUUUCUGGAACGCAUUCAACACUACGCCAACACAAAGUGUCUUCAGCUGCUCUUCGCAGGGGCCCUGCGCCGGCGUAUCCGGACCUGGUCGCACAACGUUGACGUUUUCGUCUGUAGUCCGGGAAACCUGUUGGCCACGGAGCUCGUGUCUUCAGCGGGAGCAUCGUGGUUUGCACUCCGAUUGUUACGCUGGCUGGCCUAUCCUCUCACAAAAUCUCUGGUGGGUUGCUGAACUCCUGCACUAG